AUGGAAGUUUAUGUUCUUGACUUACCCUCGUCUGGUACGCACCUCGAAACCAAGCUUGCCCUGAUCACCGCUAUUUCCAAAGUGAUCCACCGUCCACCGGUGCUCAAGUCGGACGAAACUAAGUCGAACUUUCAAGUCGACGUUCGUCCGCUGGGCAAUCCUCAUUCCCAGCACCCCCAGCCAGCUUUCCUCGCCUCUAUCAAUCGAUCCGACCGCCUCACCGCUACCGUCACCUUCCCAACUUCUGAGCUAGGCCAUAGAUUCUUGACCGCCGUCGUUCGCAGUCCUAUCAAGAUCUUCAAUAAUCUUUCGCCUAUUCAAUUCGAACAAUCCCUCCGGAAUGGACGGAGGAUAAUCCCGCACCCGCAGUUGAUUAAGGCUCUCAAGGAUUCGCGUUUCAAAGAAACAACAGAAGUCAUCCAGGAAUUGAAAGAACUAGAGCUGACCCAAAAGCCAAUCCCUAUCAGUCUGAUCGACUUUGGUCGGACCUGUCUACACCUUAAUAAACCUGCCUUCUCAUCCGAAUAUGCGAUUUGUUUACCUUCAGAUUCCAGUCAACUCAGGUUCGAUAUUGACAACAAGUUUAUCAUGCUCAGUUGGACUAACCAAGAGCGCUCCAAAAAGAUCGUGAUUCAACUGCAAACCUUGCGGAAAAUCGAAGCUUGUUCACCUUGGGUGAUACUUUCACUCGCAAGACCCCCUCAGUUUGAAGAGCUUUUGAAUAAGAUCCCUUCGUUCCUCUCUGGCCCUGCCUCAGCUCAAGAUAAAAAUGAUGCUGGUCUACGAAUUCGCGUCCAUGGAUACUCUCACACCAGGGCAGACGCGUUUCCGUUUGUGAACAAUCAACUUCGAAUCCAGUUUGCCACUGACGCGGCUUUCCGCAAUUUCUGUUCCUUGAAAAUCUCUGUACCACUACCGAAGAUCACCUCAUUCAGUCGGACCAUCGUCGAGAAAGAUCAUUAUGAUCCGGAGAGGAUCAAGUCCAUCCUAGAAAACCUCGUCUGUUUUACGAUCCCAGUGGCCUUCCAGAUCGAGUGUCUGCUUCACAACUCCGUCCUUCUACCGUACCAGAUCCUUCGGGUCUGUCAGGCUCUGAUGGGCAUCGAUGAGAGUCUGGCCGAAAGAGCCCUGAUCCAAUUCAUAGAUAACUACAGCGAUAGCAGUGAUGGGAAGCAGACAGGACAAAAGCCGGCUUAUCUGCAAGCACUCCAAGAAGCGCUGAAAACCAGCGCGCAAGAGGCCACGUUACACCAUCCGAAUAUCGACGGUGGCGAUUCUUUCCCAUGUCGGACCGUCACGAUCACUCCCACCAGACUGUCGCUACAAGGCCCGCACAUCGAGCAAUCCAACAGUAUCCUUCGCUUGUACGGACAAACCCACAACUUCGUCAGAGUGUCCCUGGCCGAUGAGACCGGACAUCGACUUCGGUCGAGCCGAGACGUGGAUAUCCAUCACCUUCUCCGUACUCGUUACCGGCCCUUUUUGACCAAAGGGAUGAUUCUUUGUGGACGGAAAUUCGAGUUCUUGGGGUACUCUAACUCUGCCCUCAAAGACCAUCAGGCUUGGUUUGUCUGUCCGUUCUACAAGGGUAAUGAGCUAGUCACUGCGGCCUCGAUACGCGCUAAACUAGGAGAUUUCAGUAAAGUUAUCCGGAUUCCUGCGCGCUACAUGGCCCGAAUCGCCCAGGCCUUCACCUCGACGCGCAAGUCACUCACCUUACGGCCCUCAGAAGUGACGCGAAUGGCCGAUGUGGAGCGGAAUGAUUCCUGCUUCACUGACGGAGUAGGGACGAUCUCCCAGGAGCUUGUCGAUGAGGUCCAUCGGGUGCUGAAUAUCGGGAAUAUCCGAAAGUCGGUCCGGUCGACCUGUUAUCAGAUCCGGCUGGGUGGCUUCAAGGGCAUGCUGUCACUGGAUCCUACCCUGAAGGGCAAAGUAGUGCGGAUGAGACCUUCGAUGGACAAGUUUGACGCGCCGGACUCGUUGACGCUGGAUAUCGCUGGGACGUUCACCAAGCCCUUGGUGGCCUAUCUCAAUCGGCCGUUGAUCAAAUUACUCGAGGACCUGGGCAUCCGGGCGGAGGUGUUCCUGAAGCUGCAGGCGAAGAUCGUCCGGAAGGUGGAAGACUCGCGCAAGAGUCCCAAACUUGCGGCGGAUCUGAUGCAGCAAUAUUCGUUGGGUUCUGGCAGCGGGAUGGCUUCGAUCCUCCACAAGCUGAGCGAGCUCUUGGGGGAUGAGGUCUCGGUUGGCUCUGAUUUUGUUGAGGAGUGUUACGACUUGAUGACGAUCCAAUGUCUGAGAGACUUGAAGUAUCGCGGCCGAAUCCCACUGGAGAAGUCCUACACGUUGGUGGGUGUUGCGGAUGAGGAUAACUUCCUUCCACCGGACUCGAUCUAUGUUUGUGUUCAGUACCCGCAAGGUGCUCCUAAAUACCUCAAAGGUUCAUUCGCUGUCACCAGAUCGCCUAGUCUCCAUCCAGGCGAUGUCAGAGUGGUGACAGCAGUAGGCAAGCUCGACCCAAAGAUAGCCCCCCGGUUGAGCUCAUUGGUGAACUGCGUUGCGUUCCCAGUCCAAGGUUCAAGAUCGUUACCCUCUUGUUUAGGUGGCGGCGAUCUCGAUGGGGAUUUGUUUACUGUGAUCGGCUUGCCCGAGCUGGUCCCGAACCGCGCACGAAUCCAACGGCCUGCGAGUUAUCUACCGCCUGAGAUGAGGAAGUUGGAUCGUGACUGCACGAUUGCAGAUGGCGCGGACUUCUUCUUGGAUUAUAUCUCCAGUGAUUUGGUUGGGAUGAUCGCCACCAGACAUCUGCACAUCGCAGACCAGUGUGCUGAAGGCACGCUGAAUGGGGCCUGUCUCAGACUCGCCGAGCUCCACUCGGAUGCAGUGGAUUAUCCCAAGACAGGCGUCCCGGUCAACAUACGACAGCUGCCGAACCCUCCGGCUAAGAUGAAACCGGACUUUAUGUGCCAUGAACACGACAGCGGGAAGGAGGGCGAGGAUUACUACGAGUCGGGCAAGGUGCUCGGGAAGCUCUUCCGGGAGAUCCCGGCGGACAAGAUCGACAUCUUUAUCCAAGCAAGCCACAUCGACGACGACAUUGCGGAGAUGCACCGGUUCCGGCGGACUGACCGCCAGUUUGGGGGGGUGUACGCGCGGCUGGACGGGGACAGCCGGCUGCACCGGCUGGUUGUCCGGCGGAUCAAGCGCAAGUACGCGGAUGGGCAGGCGUACCGGCGGGUUGUCCGGCUGGACGAGCGGCUGCGGGAUGAGUUUACGGGGCUGCUGGCCUGGUUCGGGAGCGAGCUGAUGAAGAUCUGCAAGCUGAACAGCGUCUCGACGCGGACGGGCGGGCACCACCUGACUGAAUCGGAGGCCUUCCUGGGGGUGAUCGUGAUGCCCUGCGAGCGGUUCGAGAAGCGGGCGGCGCUGAGCGGCCUGCUCGAGCAGACGACGGCGCUCUUCGGGCUGCUCCGCGCGUCGAUCCUCGGCGGGCCCGGCGACGCGGAGUCUGAGGUGGAUGAGCUGGAGGAGGAUGAGCUGGGGGGCGUGCACCGGGCGUUUGUGGCCUGGACGGUGGCCACCCAGUCCCAGUCCAACCUCUUUGGGACGCACAGCUUUGGGUUCAUCAGCCUGGGGCUGCUGCUGAGCCAGGUGCUGGAUUGA
Molecule: messenger RNA, 3660 nt
Organism: Puccinia triticina
Lineage: Eukaryota; Fungi; Basidiomycota; Pucciniomycetes; Pucciniales; Pucciniaceae
Exons: 7
Coding region: 1-3660 (1219 amino acids)
Biological process (GO): siRNA processing
Cellular component (GO): nuclear RNA-directed RNA polymerase complex
Molecular function (GO): RNA-directed RNA polymerase activity
Source: RefSeq, a predicted model, not a curated record